CUGUCAGAAGGAGUCCAACCCCUCCUGCUGUAAAUGCUUUCUCGUUUUGCUUCCCAGUGUACUUUCAGUUUGGAUAAAUUAUUUUGGUGUUAUAUUUCCUCAUCAUCUUCGUACUUGAAACAACUCCAUGCAUGUCAUAAAAUAAAAAGGAAAGAACAAGUGAAUCACAGUUUGUGAUCAUCACGUGUAGAGCAUUUAUUGACAAAACUGACUAAAGGCUGAUAAGACAUAACUGCUACAGACUCAGGAUCAGCCCAAGGAAUGAAUGAAUUUGGUACCCUGAUGACAGCAAAAACAAAAUAGAACAUCUGUGAUAACAAAUGUCACUCUGGCAGACGUCACAUCAUGGAGCCUACUCCAAUCAGUAGCAGCCUCGACUCCCGUCCUUCUCUUCGAGACAUUCAUUCUAUCAAUGCACAACAUCUUCUAUCCAGACCUGAGUCUUAUGAAGGCAGGGAGAGACAGUGCAUAUCAGAUGUCAGAAGGACUUUCUGCUUGUUUGUGACAUUUGACCUUUUAUUUGUAUCCCUUUUGUGGAUAAUUGAACUGAAUGUGAAUGGAGGCAUUAUGAACCAAAUAGUGAAGGAAGUGGUCCAGAUUGACUACUAUUCUACUUUCUUUGAUAUAUUUUUGCUGGCAGCUUUCCGAUUUAUUGUAUUAAUAUUAGUUUAUGCACUGUUGAAAGUGCGUCAUUGGUGGGCAGUAGCGGUCACAACUGCUGUUUCUAGUAUCUAUUUAGUAGUAAAAGUCAGCCUUUCUAAGAUUACCAGCCAGGUACCUUUUGGGUACCUGUUGCCUAUUAUGUCAUUUAUCCUUGCCUGGAUAGAAACAUGGUUUUUGGAUUUCAAGGUGUUGCCUCAGGAACUUGAAGAAAACCGUUACCGUCUGGUGCAGGAUGCCUCAGAACGAGAUGUUCUCAUUAGGCCAGGGCCUAACUCAGAUGGACUUUUUUACUCACCUCCUGAAUCUGUAAUAGACUCUGAUGAGGAAACAGAAGAAAAACAUGAUGAAGAAAAACCUUUAAAAUAAAUGCUGUGAAUUGUGAACACACUGCUUACCUUCCAACUGUUACAGCAUGUUGGCAACUAAUGUUACCUAAGAUGAAAAUGAAGGAAAAUGGUGCAUCCGGCAAUGAAAGGAAUUUUAGCAGAACUGCACCAUUUUACAGACUGAAACAAGGGGGUGGAGAUUUACUGUCUACAGCUUUGAGCUGUUUGAAAUUUGUUUAUGAUUUCCUGCAAAGGGCCUAUAUUAUAAAGAUGUUUGUACAGUUUUUAUUUCUUUGAAAACACAAUUUUUCUGAAUGUAUAAUAUUAAAAACCAAUCUCUUUUAAGCAGACUUUUUUAUGGUAUUUGUCAGCUUUGACAAGUUGUUUCUUCCUGCAUUUGUUUUGUUCGUGUAAUGUAUGUCCAUACACAAUAUUACACAAAAAUCACUUUGUUAAGCUCAGUUUAAAAAGAUAUGCUACAACAUCUAAUAAAAAAUCAUGGACAUUAACUUU
Molecule: messenger RNA, 1502 nt
Organism: Protopterus annectens (West African lungfish)
Lineage: Eukaryota; Metazoa; Chordata; Ceratodontiformes; Protopteridae
Gene: STARD3NL
Product: STARD3 N-terminal like
Exons: 10
Coding region: 346-1029 (227 amino acids)
Source: RefSeq, a predicted model, not a curated record